GUGAUAAAUAAACAAAAAUAAAAUUGCUGAAAAAAAAAUUAUUUUUAAUGUCGGAAUGUAGCGAAGAGCCUGCAAGGAAAAAGCCCAAAAGGCACAUGGAAAGAAUCGCCAUUUUCCGUUCUGAAGGAGGAAGUUUUCAAAAAUAUCAAUCAUUGUUGGAAUCAAAUAAUUUCGAGGCAUUUCUCGUACCAUCCAUCGACUUUGAAUACAAAAACUUGUCAGAACUGAAAGAAGCAUUAAAAACUCCCGAAAAUUACUCUGGCAUCAUUUUCACGAGUCCCCGAAGUGUAACAGCUGUCGUUAAAGCUCUCUCCAAUGAAACCCUGCCCUCCGAAUGGAAAAACAAACAAAAUUAUUGCGUUGGAGCAAGUACAUGGAAUGAAGCGAGCGUCGAAUUGGAUCUCAAUUCUGCGGGAAAAGACUCUGGAAGUGCCUCAAAGUUGUCGGAAAUGAUCAUCAACGACUUUCAAAGAGAUCCGAAGCCUCUUCUCUUUCCUUGUAGCUCGAUAAAAUCUGAUGUUUUACCAACAAAACUGAAAGAAAACGAAAUUUCAUUGAAAAUUAUCGAUUCUUAUGACACAAUUCCGCAUUCAGAAUUAGAAAAUAAUUUAAAAACCAUCAUUGACGAUUCAAAAAUGCGAUUUUUGGUAUUUUUCAGUCCAAGCGGCGUAAAUUCCUGUAAAGAAAUCCUUCAAAAAGGACCAUUGACGUUGAAAAACAAGAAAUUUAUCGCUAUUGGAGAGACAACGAAGCAAAGUAUCGUUCAAAAUGGAUUUGAAUGUCAUGGUAUAGCAUCGUCUCCGACGCCUGAAGGGCUUUUGGAAUGCCUUCAAACCUUUAGAGACUCAUAAAUUUAUGAGAUACACAAAAUUCUAGUCUUUAAAUUUGUUAAUUUUGAUUUUUAAUACAAACUAUUUACAUUUUUUUCUAAU
Messenger RNA from Culicoides brevitarsis, 932 nucleotides. Its product is annotated as uroporphyrinogen-III synthase-like. Gene Ontology annotation, biological process: uroporphyrinogen III biosynthetic process. The record is from RefSeq and is a predicted model, not a curated record. The transcript has a single exon. NCBI's taxonomy places the organism in Eukaryota, Metazoa, Arthropoda, Insecta, Diptera, Ceratopogonidae. Bases 48 to 851 code for a protein of 267 amino acids. Gene Ontology annotation, molecular function: uroporphyrinogen-III synthase activity. Gene Ontology annotation, cellular component: cytosol.